AUGUCUCUAUCCUUGACCCACAGUGGUAAUAAUAUCGAAAAUGAAAAAACUUCCCUUAUCAACAUGGUCUAUAAUUAUGACUGGUCUUCAACCUUGCUUGGCCCUAUGGAUUCAUGGGAACCUGCACUCAAAACAGCUACGAAUUUGUGCCUAAAAUCUGUGUUUCCCAUCGGUCUCUAUAUCGGUCCUCCCGAUUGGAUUGUACUAUACAACGAAGCUUGGAUACCAAUAAUAAAAUCAAAACAUCCGAACGCAUUAGGCAAACCAUUAAAAGAGGUUUUGCCUGAAAUAUAUGAUAUACUUAUUUCUCAAUUUGAAGAAAUAAGAAAAACGCGUAAAGGUAUCUUCCAAAAGGAUGGAUACUUUGAACUAAACCGUGAUGGAUAUACGGAAGAGGCCUACUUAAACUAUACAUUUAGUCCAAUUUACAAAUCAGACGGCACAGUCUAUGCUAUAUUUUCCCCAGCAGAAGAAACUACACAAAGAGUUUUAGAUACUCGAAGAUUAAAAUUACUUGGUAAAGUUGGUCGUCAAGUGUCUGAAAUUGAGUCCUUAGAAAGUGCCUGCCGUAUUAUGACAAAAGCAUUAAGUAGUAAUACUGAUAUUCCAUAUGCACUAAUUUACUUUGUCAAUCAUAAAUUAAAUGCUGGUUCUGGUUCUGAAUCUCUGAUUGCUCGUCUAAUCGCUACUACAUUUGAAGACAGUUCUAUACCAGAUUAUUUACCAGACGCUCCCAAAAUAAUUUACUUAGAUAAUGAUGUUAAUAAUAGCUGUGAUUCAUACAUAGAACUAAAACGUGAAGCUGCAACUUAUUCAUUUUUAAAAUGUAAUUCUUGGCCAAUACAUCUUGUAAUGAAGGAAGGAAAUAAUAUAAAAGUUCUUUUAAAAGACGAAUCUCAAGCUGUGCUAGUUCCAACGAAAAUUUCUUCUUCCGAAGGGCAAGUUUUAUCAAUUAUAUUGAUCUAUGGCAUUAAUCGACUUCGUACACUUGAUGAGCCUUAUAUGGAGUUUUUGCAAUUUUCAAAUAUAGAAGCUGACCAAUUAAAUCCAUAUUAUCGUGAGACGAACAUAAUUGAACUCACUUUAGAAUUAGCUUCCGAUUUUAAAAAUUUAGCAAAAACAUUAGGUUUGAACUAUGAUAUUGAAAUUCCAUAUCCAGAUGAAUUUAACCAAGAAGUGAACAAUAAGAUUUACUUGGAUCAUGAUAUGUACGAAACAAUUAUAUAUAAUUUAUGUUCAAAUGCAUUAAAGCAUACUUGGAAUGGACGUAUAACCAUUCGUUUAAAUCUUGAAUACAGAAACGAUAAAAAGAUGGUAGUUCUUGAAGUUUCAGAUACAGGUGUUGGUAUUCCGGAAACCGCCCUUCCAAAUAUAUUUCAGCGUUUUUAUCGUGUAGAAUUUCAAGGUUCACGUAGUCAUGAAGGUACCGGAAUAGGGCUUGCCCUCGUUAAAGAACUUAUUGCACGUCAUGGUGGUGAAAUUACUGUAACUUCAAAAGUAAAUCAGGGAACAACGUUUAAAUGUUGGUUUCCAUUAGGAUGUGAGCACUUGCCAAAAAAUCAAAUAUACUUCAAUAAACUUGAGAAUCCAAUAAAUCGGGAUCAGGAAUCAUACAGUAAUCGACAGCUUUAUUUAGAAGAAAGUUCCCAAUGGAAAAAAAAUAAUACAUCUGAAGUUAUAGAUGUUACAAUUAAUCAAGUAUUAUUCGAUAAUAAUAACAUUGAUGAUAAUAAAAUGUUAGUGGAUAAUUGUCAAAUUGUUAACGAAAAAUAUCAAAUCUUACUUGUUGAUGAUAGUAAUGAUAUGCGAGAUUACCUAUCAGUACUCUUAACAGAAUUUGAUUUAUAUCGUGCUUGUGAUGGUCAAGAUGCUUUACAAAUCUUAAAAAAAUUAAAGAAAUUACCUGAUUUAAUCCUUAGCGGCAAGUAA
Messenger RNA from Scutellospora calospora, 1929 nucleotides. NCBI's taxonomy places the organism in Eukaryota, Fungi, Glomeromycota, Glomeromycetes, Diversisporales, Gigasporaceae. The record is from the annotation of a GenBank genome assembly.